Ixodes scapularis (black-legged tick) is the source of this 714-nucleotide messenger RNA. RefSeq lists its product as uncharacterized. The record is from RefSeq and is a predicted model, not a curated record. Gene Ontology annotation, molecular function: zinc ion binding; nucleic acid binding. The annotation marks the transcript as partial. NCBI's taxonomy places the organism in Eukaryota, Metazoa, Arthropoda, Arachnida, Ixodida, Ixodidae. The transcript has a single exon.
GGAAUAGAAUCAACGACGCGUUUUGUUCGCAUGACGCUGAAGAGUGGCCUCACCCCUGACGACAUGCCUCACCAGCUGCGGCUUCACGGCGCGAACACCCUCAUUGUCAUACCAGGCAGAGUGCCCAUAUGCCUGCGAUGCAAGCGUGCCGGGCAUAUCAGACGGGAGUGUCGUGUACCAAAGUGCUCACAGUGCUUUCGCUUCGGCCACGAUAAAGAUGAGUGUAUGAAGACGUACGCUGGCGUCACCGAGGUACAGGCGCUGGACGAGCAUGCGGCUUUCACGAUGGACACUGAAGAGGCCGAGAGAGCCGCGCGUGGUUUGGGGUUCGACACCACACCGUCUACAGAGCAACAAGGGAAGCCUGCCGGAGAUGACGGUUCCGGGGAGGGCGCCCUGGGGACAAAAAGAGACAAGUCAGCCCCUCACGUUCUGGAGCCUGCUUCCGGUCCCCGGGCCUCUGCCCCGACAUCCCCUGAGGGCUCCAAGACCCCCACGGCCCGUCCUUCGACGACCGAAACGACCUCCAAGCGCCACGACGACAUGGACGAAACCACCGACUCAACUAAGCGCGGCCUUGAGGAUACGCCCCCGAAAGCCGACACGACGCUCAACCCUAACCCUUGUUUGGGGUUCGAGAAGAACAAGCGGGGCCGUUUCAAGGUGGUGCUGAACGCACCUCCGGACGACCGGCAACGCUGCGACUCCGAGUAA